This is a messenger RNA of Sporothrix schenckii 1099-18, 591 nucleotides long. RefSeq lists its product as uncharacterized. Lineage: Eukaryota; Fungi; Ascomycota; Sordariomycetes; Ophiostomatales; Ophiostomataceae. The record is from RefSeq and is a predicted model, not a curated record. The transcript has 2 exons. Bases 1 to 591 code for a protein of 196 amino acids.
AUGGUAUUUCCUCGGCUCGCCCCGUAUUCUUAUAGUGACGAAUUCUGGGUUCACUCAAAGUACAAAGCGCCAGCCUUCGAAAGCUUUUUCCAUGUUCAGUCACCAUCGAAAAGAGAGGAUGAUUUUGACAGUCCCGUCCUGGUCGCUUCUCAUGUGGCCGCCUUGAUCCUUGAUUUCGGCCGCGACACACACAACGACACCCUUCUCUCGUGGCACGCGGCCGUGCGCGACAGAUCAAAGGAGAGGGCUACCUCUCCAUUGCAUAUGUACGUCCAGGCCGUCCUGCCCGCUGCCCCCCCCCCACCCCCCCCCCCCCCCCACCCCGAGAGUCCCCUCAAGAGGACUUUACCCACGGGCCCUGCUGCACGUCGAAGGAGGACGGCACAGCAACCCGUCUACCAGGCCACGAUUGAAUAUGACAACGGGGUCUCACGCAUGCAUGGAGUAAUGUUUGUCGUUGACGUCCCGUCUAUCCAAAUCGGGAAUUACAAGCUACAGGACGAGGGACAACGGGCUGUUAGUAACGAUGACAGACCCCGCCAAAAACGGAAGAAGCGUCUGAUCUCAGCGGCACAGCAGGCAUCAAAAUAG